Messenger RNA from Diatraea saccharalis (sugarcane borer), 1705 nucleotides. The record is from the annotation of a GenBank genome assembly. Lineage: Eukaryota; Metazoa; Arthropoda; Insecta; Lepidoptera; Crambidae.
AUUGUCUAUAGCGUUAAGUUUUGUUUGUUUGUUGAACGAGAUACAGAUUCAUAGUUUCAGGUUUAUCAUUAAUUAACAGAAUAACUUUUAAAUUUGUACUGAUCUUAUUUUGAUAAUAUUAUAAUAGAUUAAUUUUUCGCUUAUAUGGACGCAUAUAAUUGAACUGUGCUAAUUAAUAAAAUUUUCACAUAACGAGAUAAGGAUCAAUCGAUUGGAAGCACGUUUGGUAACUGAAUCAUAAAAAUCAUCAUAGUGGUAAAGCGAUGGGUUACAUUGUUAAAGAAACUUCUCCAACUAAUCUUCAUGAGCGUGUCAAGAAAUUAUUAGUUUCAUAUGAAUUCAGUGACUGUUCUUUUUCUGUACUUGGGCAAAAUUUGAAAGCACAUAAAUUGCUUUUAGGUAUAAGUAGUCCAGUUUUUGAAGCUAUGUUUUAUGGGCCAUUAUCCUCCAAUGAAGAUAUAGUAAUAACUGACAUAGAACCUGACACAUUUCAACUUUUGUUGAAUUACAUUUAUACUGAUCAAGUGGAAAUAUCAUCUAUUGAUCAAGCUUUUGAAUUGCUUUAUGCAUCUCGAAAAUAUCUGUUAGAUCACCUAUCAAAUCUAUGUAUAGUUUAUAUACAGGCUAAUAUUAGUGUUGAUAAUGUAGUUGAUAUACUUAACUAUCCUGAUCACUUACAAGAUCCAAAACUGGCUUCAUUUGCUAUGAAAUUAUUUUGUGAACAUGCUAGUUUCCUUCUUGAAGAGUUCAUUGAAUAUAUAUCUUUCUCAUGUAUGAAGAAUAUACUGUCAAGUAACGAUAUUAAUAUUAAGGAAGUUGAUCUAAUUAAGAAUUUAUUUGUAUGGACAAAGUAUUAUUGCAAGCAAAAUAACAUUCCUGAUUCCUUUGAAAAUAGAAAUGCUGUCCUAUUCAAAAAAGGAUUAUUUAAAUUAUUAAGGUUUCACACACUGUCAUUGAAUGAAUUUGAAGAGAUACAAAAUGCUGCUACUAACCUUUUGCUCCCUCAAGACUUAGAAUAUAUAAAGAAAAAAAUAUUAGAUGAGCAAGAUAUAGAAAACAGAAGUCUAAUACCUGCAGUGAAUGUGCAAGUAUCACCUCGAAGACCAUUAAAUUUGCAAUGGUAUUUCUGUAAACGUAUUCCUCUUACGUCUGCAGCACCUCUUAUCAUAGAUAUUAAUAAUUACACUUUACAUUGCCGAUUGAAAACAAACAAAUCAAUAUUUAUUAACUCACUAAGCAUACCAACCAGAAUGGCACCAGUGCUUAAUUUCCACACAAUCAUACCUAAACGGUAUUCAGAACAGUUGUCUGUGACAAUUAUAUCUGAAUCUGAUAACACUAUAAUAAAAUACAUAAAUUUUAUGAACACAGUUGAAUAUGAUUCUAAUGUUGAUAUAGAACUCAAUGAACCAUGCUUCAUCAAACAAAAUAAAUGGUAUAAAAUUAGUUUCAUAUGGCCAAAGAACAUGUUUGAUCCAUAUUCAUAUGUAGUGGAGCUUAGAAAUAGUGUCUACAAUGGCUAUAGAACUAAAAUUGAAUUUGAUGAUUCUACGGCUGGCACAGAUGGAAACUUUCUGGAAGGAUUAAAAUUUUGUCUUUAAUAAUCUCACUUGUAUUAAGUUAACACAAUUACCUCAUAAUUUUAAUAUUUGCAAUCAGUGCAGUUGUAUUACUAAAUGUAUUAUUAUAAUUGUCUUUAUAUCUA